CAAGGGUUGAAAGGAGAGAAGCAAUGGGAAGAAAGGAAGAAGAGAGACGCCGAGGAGGCGAAAAAGAGAAAGUGGGAGAGUCAUGGCUCCCAAGGUUCCAACAAAAAGGGGAACCACGGAGGAGGAUCUUUCCGGGCACCACCGCCACCAUAUAGGGGGAACCAAGGCCCGAGUGGGCAAGGCGCGAGGUCACAAACCUCAGUGGUAGCUCGUUGCAACAAUUGCAAGAAGAACCACUCCGGUAAAUGUCGCGACCCCCCUAGAUGUUUUCAAUGCGGGGAUGCCGGGCAUUUGAAGGCACAUUGCCCACAAUUGAGUGGGGCAAGGACAUCGGGACCGAGUAGCGGUCCGACGGGUACACGGAAUCAAACCGGAGCUUCUCAAGCGAGCCGGGGACAUGGGGGAGCGAGUACGAGCACCGCGCCAUCCGUGAAUCAAGGAAGAACUCAAGCUAGAGUUUAUGCGAUGACGGAGGCGGAUGCUCGAGCUAACCCGGACUCGGUUGCAGGUUGAGGCUAGAGCUUGCUUCCUGUGCUCGUGGAUCGAGUGAUUCCUUGGAGAGAAGACUUGGUUCGUGCUUCCUCCAUUCUGUUUUUAAAUAAUUUUAAACUUGCUCAUGGAUAUUUUACUUUAGAGCCUGCGUGCUCAUGUUUGCCCUGUGUGGCCCUUUUGUUUUAAACAAUGUUUUCCGCUGCGUAUUCAAUUGUUUAUUAUGUAUGUUUAUGGAUGACUUAUGUGUGAAUGAUAUUCAUGACGCCUUGUAUAAUAUGAAUGUGUUGGACUGCGGUUGACUAUUCGUAUCGUACGGCGGGUUGUUGACGUGUCCGGGGAGGUCCGGGGCGUGACAUUAGUAGUUUAGUCUUAAGUUAAACACAGUGGUAUGAAGAGUACUCUCUAUGUAUUCACUUAUCUUGCAUUUGUAUUUAUUCCCAAAUGAUUUAGUCAGUGGAUGAAUUCAAUGAAUUAAAUUGGACAUCGAGAAUUCAAUUCUACAUUUAC
Molecule: messenger RNA, 999 nt
Organism: Cuscuta epithymum
Lineage: Eukaryota; Viridiplantae; Streptophyta; Magnoliopsida; Solanales; Convolvulaceae
Source: the annotation of a GenBank genome assembly